Chaetomium globosum CBS 148.51 is the source of this 477-nucleotide messenger RNA. RefSeq lists its product as uncharacterized. The transcript is spliced from 2 exons. Lineage: Eukaryota; Fungi; Ascomycota; Sordariomycetes; Sordariales; Chaetomiaceae. Bases 1 to 477 code for a protein of 158 amino acids. The record is from RefSeq and is a predicted model, not a curated record.
AUGUCUUCCAUCACCGCCAACAACCUUCCCCCAUCCGACAGCCCCCAGGCCGGCUCCCUACUAGCUGACCUACGCCGGGAGCUGGACGACCUGUGUGCGCGCGCAGACCGCGCCAUCCACGACGCCUGGGUGCAGCACCGCGAUGUGCGCGCCCUGCUGGCCACGCCCAGCCAUCUGCAGCAGCAGUGGUGGGACAGGAGCACGGCCCGCUUUGGGGAGGACGUCUCCAAGGCGGUAAGGGAGUUCAAUGUGGGAGUGUGCCGUCUUUCGGUGGCUGACUGGAGGUUAGAUGUCGAUACUGCCCGGGCUCACGGGGAUGAGCUGGCGGAGCAGGUGUGGGAGACCCUUCGCGCCGACGAUUACGCGCCGGCGAAUUUCCAGAAGGUCGAGGGCGGCACCACCCAUCGCCUGCGGGACGCCCUCGCCGCGCUUAAGGGGGUUCGGGCUCCCGUCGAGGGCGGCGGCGGUCGCGGUUGA